AUGUCCGAAGUGAGGGCAUAUUCAAAAAAGGAAGGCUAUUAUUUACCCCACCAUGCAGUCAUAGAAAACAAUAGCUUGACAACACAGUUACGCGUAGUGUUUGAUGGCUCAGCAAAAACACCUACAGGCCUAUCUUUGAACGACGUGCUGAUGGUAGGUCCUACCAUUCAAGAUAAUCUUUUCACUCUAUUAGUGCGUUUCCGAUCACAACCUUUUGUUCUUACAGCUGAUAUAGAAAAAAUGUACUUGCAAACAACAGUCCACCCCGACGACCGUAAGUAUCAAAUAAUUCUGUGGCGGGAAGAUCCGUCCGAUCAAAUAAAGACUUACGAGUUAAACAUCGCGACUUUUGGCACUUCGGCCGCUCCCUUUUUAGCGAUUCGAUCAUUGCAUCAGCUAGCGGACGACGAAGCUAACACUUUUUCUAAAGCUGCUAAAGUUUUAAAAAACGACUUCUACGUCGACGACAUGCUCACCGGAGCGUCGACUAUCAAAGAGGCAGAACAGUUGCGCAACGAGUUAAUCGAAAUCACGCGUAAAGGUGGCCUAAACUUGAGAAAAUGA
Belonocnema kinseyi is the source of this 564-nucleotide messenger RNA. RefSeq lists its product as uncharacterized. The transcript has a single exon. The record is from RefSeq and is a predicted model, not a curated record. Bases 1 to 564 code for a protein of 187 amino acids. Lineage: Eukaryota; Metazoa; Arthropoda; Insecta; Hymenoptera; Cynipidae.